UUCCCAGGGCAUGGAUUCCCCGUACACGAACGGAGCCUACAGCGCCCCGUACCCUCCGGCCGCCCCGCACUACGCCGGCCUGCCGCAGACUCGAGGUUACUACUCCUCCGGCCCCCCCCGGAGCCCCUACCCCGCAGAUACCACCAGCAUGUACCGGCCUCCGUCACCUGCUCCUCCCUGGGGCUACAGCACUCCAGACUGCCUGGAAGGGUCCUCGCUGCGGCGGCAGCAGGUCCCCGGGUACUCCCCCCCGCAGACCCCGGGGAUGCCAGUCCCGCAGUACCCGUACGGAGACGACCACCUCGGGGCCACCCCGCAGGGGCCGCAGCCCAGGCCCCAGGAGGAUGCGUGGGCUCCCUCCGCCGUCUACGGGAUGCAGCCGCGGUAUGCCUGGCCCGCGGCCUCGGCACACGGGAGCCCCUUCGUCACCGACCCGCACCCUGCCUGGAGCGGCAGCGGGGCCGCGUCCUACCCUCCCGCCCGGGACUCCAAGGAAACUGCUUAUGACAAACCCGAGCCAAGUGCAAACCAACACAGCUACUACUCCGAUGCCAAUCACCAGCAGUCUGGGACAACGAAUGACCACAAGGCUCCCCCUCCGCUCGGCGCCAGGCCGCCCCCCGCACACCCCAAGGUGCAGUACAGUGCACAGCCCCAGAUGUACGACACCGCGACUCGGAAGCUUCUGGCUGGGAACCAGGAGGCGGGCUUCAGAGCCGGUGACCAGGCUGCAGUGAAUGCUGCAGCCGUCCAGCCAGAGAUUCAGAGAAUCCUGCACAUCACCAGGGCGGCUGUGCAGCUGGAACAAGAGGUGGAUGAGUUUGUAGGGAAAAAGACAGAUAAAUCCUACCGGCUUCUGGAGGAGAUGUUGACCAAGCUGCUGUUAGAACUGGAUUCCAUUGAGACUGGUGGCCAGGACAGCGUUCGGCAGGCCAGGAAAGAAGCUGUCCACAGAAUUCAGGCCAUUCUGGAAAUACUGGAAAGAAAGGGAUUGUGAAAGCCUGUCAGCCACAACACGCAGCCUGUUGUUGAGGUUCCAAAGAGUUUUAGUUCUGCUAAAUGUCAGCUCUUUCUGCUAAGCACUAUUGACAAUGAAAAGCAAUAAGCCCUGAUUUAAAAAAAA
Messenger RNA from Oxyura jamaicensis (ruddy duck), 1123 nucleotides. It is a transcript of the gene BAG4, whose product is annotated as BAG cochaperone 4. Gene Ontology annotation, cellular component: cytosol; cytoplasm; membrane. Bases 11 to 997 code for a protein of 328 amino acids. Gene Ontology annotation, molecular function: protein-folding chaperone binding; adenyl-nucleotide exchange factor activity. The transcript has 3 exons. Gene Ontology annotation, biological process: protein stabilization. The record is from RefSeq and is a predicted model, not a curated record. NCBI's taxonomy places the organism in Eukaryota, Metazoa, Chordata, Aves, Anseriformes, Anatidae.